This is a messenger RNA of Callorhinchus milii (elephant shark), 1305 nucleotides long. RefSeq names its product T-box transcription factor 21 (gene tbx21). The record is from RefSeq and is a predicted model, not a curated record. Gene Ontology annotation, biological process: cell fate specification; regulation of transcription by RNA polymerase II; positive regulation of DNA-templated transcription. The transcript is spliced from 6 exons. Bases 103 to 1305 code for a protein of 400 amino acids. Gene Ontology annotation, molecular function: RNA polymerase II cis-regulatory region sequence-specific DNA binding; DNA-binding transcription factor activity, RNA polymerase II-specific. NCBI's taxonomy places the organism in Eukaryota, Metazoa, Chordata, Chondrichthyes, Chimaeriformes, Callorhinchidae. Gene Ontology annotation, cellular component: nucleus.
GCCGCCCUGUACGGGGUGCCCGGAGUGCAGGUGUCCGGCAAGGCGCAGGUGCUGCUGUGCAACUACCAGCUGUGGAGUAAGUUUCACAAACACCAAACGGAGAUGAUCAUCACCAAACAGGGCAGGCGGAUGUUCCCGUUCCUGAGCUUUAACAUCACGGGGCUGGAGCCCACGGCUCACUACAAUGUCUUUGUGGACGUGGUCCUGGCUGACCAGCAUCACUGGAGGUACCAGGGCGGCAAGUGGGUGCAGUGUGGCAAGGCGGAGGGCAGCAUGCAAGGUAACAGGACGUACAUGCACCCAGACUCGCCCAACACUGGAACCCAUUGGAUGCGGCAGGAAAUCUCGUUCGGGAAACUCAAACUGACGAAUAACAAGGGAGCGUCCAACAAUGUCACUCAGAUGAUCGUGCUCCAGUCGCUGCACAAGUACCAGCCACGGCUGCACAUUGCGCCGGUGAAGGAGGACGGCUCUGACGACCCCUAUCUCACCCCCAAGCUUCAGGCCUUCAGCUUCCCCGAGACUCAGUUCAUCGCUGUCACCGCCUACCAGAAUGCAGAUAUCACACAGCUCAAGAUUGAUCACAAUCCCUUUGCCAAAGGAUUCCGAGACAACUUUGACUCUAUCUACAACAGUUCGGAAGGAGAUCGCUUCACGCCCUCGCCCCCCGAGCAGCCGAGUUGCCAGCAGCUGCUCCCUGGCUCCCGCUUCCAGCCUUUCCUCCAGGAGCCGUACAUGGGCGGCUGCUACAGCGCGGAGCGCGCAGUCACGCACCUCGCCAAGCACCGCGAGGACCUGGCCAGCCCCCAUCGCUGGUUCAUGGCCCCGGUACAGCAGGCCGGCAACAACCGGCUGGAGUUCGGCUCUUACGAGGCCGACUACUCCGGGAACAGCUUCAUGACGUACAGCCGUGGCUUCCCGCUGCCGGCCGGCCCACACCCUCUGGGCUACUACCAGGAACACGGCUUCAGCCCCGCCCAGGCCUGGGGCUCUCGCACGGCCUCGCAGUACACGCACGCCAAGCCUGCCACCACCCUGGCCUGGUACCGGCCGCUCAGCGAGGCCCAGCCUGGACCGGCCGGACAACACGACAAGGCCAAGGACGGCGACGACUCCUGGCUCAAGCCGCCCGUGGGGCAGCCCGCAGCCUCGCCCGACCCGGCGCUGUACGACGCCGAAUGCAAACGCCGCAAGCUCUCGCCGUUCACCUCCAGCGCAGAAAACUCGCCCCCCCACCAGCACAGCAGCAAGUUUGACAAGGACAGUGGGGGCGAGAGGGGCUACUUCAGCUUUUACAGCACCUGA